AUAUGAAUCCAUCAAGUAACUCGAAAAAAUCAUCAUUUCUAGAACUUUUAUCUAAUUCAUUAAUUUUUUGUGAAAGUAAAUCAAAAUCACCUUUUAUUACUAAAAUUGUGGGCAUCGAAAAAACAAAGCCAUUUGAAAAAACAAACGAAAAAUUACAUGCUUAUAAAAAUCUAUUUAAAACAAAUUUUAAGAUUCCAAAAGCUUUCAAACUUUCAAGUUUUAACUUGAUAACAUCACAAGCUUUCAAAAAAGAAAAAAUUAAAAAUAUUUCUUUAAACUUUAUCAACAAAUAUUCAAAAUUAAAAUCUGAAUGGAAAUUCAAACACUUGGCAUUAACAACCCAAAUGAAGGUGUUGGAGGAUGAGCUUGAAACACGAAAGAAAGAAUUGAAAACUACCAAUGCUGAGUUUGACUCGAAGAAAAAUGAAUUGGUUGUUACCAUUGCUAAAUUAGACACACAAAACAAAAAAUUAGAGGCCAAAAAUGCUGAGCUAGAUGUACUUAACAAAGAAUUGAUUGCUCAAAUUAAAGAAUUGGAAGCUUCUAAUAUUGAAAUAUACUAUCAGAAGAAAGAAUUCGAAGCUUCAAACGCUAACUUAAAUGUGUGCAACCAAGAAUUAGAGGCUCUAAAUGAAGAAUUAACUGCACAAACUAAAAAAGCAGAAUCUUCAAAUGCUGAGUUAACCGCUAGAUUCAAAGAAUUAGAGGCCUCUAACACUAAAAUAAAUGAUCAGAAUAAAGAAUUAAAGAUCUCAAAUUACAAGUUAGCUGCACAAAUUAGAGAGCUAGAAGCUUCCAACAUCAAGCUAACUUCACAAAUUAAGGAAUCUGAAACAAAGACCUCUAAUUUUGAGUUAGCAGCCUACAAGAAUAAUUUAAAGGUUUCCAAUGCAGAGUUGAAAAAGGAUGAAUUGAAAGAUCAAUUGAUGCAUUACAUUGAAAAUCCUUCCAAAUCAUCCUUCAAUGUACACAAAGAAUCACACCAUGAUCUUAAUGAGAAUGAAAUAAAUCCACUCAAAUCCUUAGUAAGAAGCUUUGAAAUUGCUUCUAAUACCGGAACUCUAAUGGGAGAUCUAAACUAA
Molecule: messenger RNA, 1082 nt
Organism: Diversispora eburnea
Lineage: Eukaryota; Fungi; Glomeromycota; Glomeromycetes; Diversisporales; Diversisporaceae
Source: the annotation of a GenBank genome assembly